GUAGGUUUCACGUUGUUGUGGAUUUUGGAGAUAGAGUCUAAAGCAGCAACAGCAGCAGCAGGAAGAAGAAGACUAAGAAGACGCAACGAAGAAGAAGUAGCCCUCGGCCAAGUUUGUAAAGGAGGGAGAGAGCGAGAGAGCGGGAUUUGUGUUUGGGUUCUGAAUCACUGCGAUAUAUCUGAGUCGUUGAGAAGCUGUGCUGCAUUAACGUCCUGCAUUUGUUGUCUUCCAUGUGCGAAGUUGUACGCUGUUGCAAUCGGACGUGAAAGAGUUCUAAUUCGACAGAGCAGUCGACCAUGAAUUGUGAGGUGUUCCACCUGAAGGAACUUGAAGUGGAGCAGUAUCAGAUUCGGGAAGUUUUGAGAUGCAUUCUCCACACUAUUAUGUUCAAUAGAGCACUUGGAUUGGUGCGGCCUCGUGAAGUUGAAUGUGAGCUUUUCGACAUCACCUAUGUACAGUGCGGGGAUUCACAUACGGAGAAGAAGAUUGAGGAGAAGAUUGACCAUUUCUUGACAUGGGUUGAAAAGCAUCCAGAUAAGAAGUCUCGGGUAUGUUUGUCAUUCUAUGAAACAAGGAAUAAGCAUGUGGGGUGGUUCAGCAAAGUAGAACGACUUUAUUGGGAACAAUGGUGCAUUCAGCUUCAUGUACUCCGUGCUGGACCUCACGAAGUGAAGAAACAAGUCUAUGACGGUGCUCCAUCCGGAAAUAAUGGAGAAACUGUGUUGGAUGAACGGCAAAGACGGAAUGCAACUCUUGAGGCUGCACUACGAGACGUGAUCAUUGAGGUUUUGUCGAUCGUCAACGAGAAGAAGGAUCAUAUUCCUCCAGUUCAACAACCAGAUGUGGUUGUCUCAUUCCCGUUUGAAAUUUCUAUUCCCAGCUCUUCAGACUCAACCAUGGACAUAAUCAAGCGUAUAAUACAAUCUGGACCUCCUACGAUGCUGAACUGAAUCCUUCCUUGUAAAUAUUUUGAAGAAUUCUGUGUACAUACAUAUGAAGGACUUGUAUCGAGGUCUGCCCACGGAUCUCUACACAAACAUGUUGUGCAGAACCGCAAAUUGAUUUUUAUCUAGUUAUUCUCUAGGAGCGUAUUUGAACACCCCCAAAUGAAUGAUGCAUAGAUAUUACUGUACUUUUGGAGUUAUGCAAUAUUUCAUGUUCCUAAAUCCUAAAAGACUACUCAUUUGAAACAGUUUGCGGUUAUUAAGAGAACUCUGAUGCAGUCCCUCCGCCUUGUCUGUACGCACACGUCGGACUCCAUUGGGUUGCUGACUGAAAUUGUAUCAGGUGAAUUUGGUCACCUGUUUGUGAGUAGGCUCUAGUGUCUGAAAGCCUACACCCGGUCUACAAUCAGAAGUGACGUAGAUUGAGUAUUCAGGUUAUCUGUCUAAUUUUCUUGCCACCUAUCCUUGUUCUUUCACAAUACAAAAUCUAGAUACUAUUAUAGUA
Messenger RNA from Physcomitrium patens, 1449 nucleotides. Its product is annotated as autophagy-related protein 101. Gene Ontology annotation, cellular component: Atg1/ULK1 kinase complex; phagophore assembly site. Lineage: Eukaryota; Viridiplantae; Streptophyta; Bryopsida; Funariales; Funariaceae. Gene Ontology annotation, molecular function: protein kinase binding. Gene Ontology annotation, biological process: autophagy; autophagosome assembly. The record is from RefSeq and is a predicted model, not a curated record.